Eimeria tenella is the source of this 744-nucleotide messenger RNA. RefSeq lists its product as uncharacterized. The record is from RefSeq and is a predicted model, not a curated record. NCBI's taxonomy places the organism in Eukaryota, Apicomplexa, Conoidasida, Eucoccidiorida, Eimeriidae. Bases 1 to 744 code for a protein of 247 amino acids. The transcript is spliced from 2 exons.
AUGCUGAGGGAAUGGUACAGCACCGCAGAAUUGGACGGAGGAGAUUUCUCUCCCGUCAAAAGCUGCAGUUGCAGCAGGAAUGAAGGCAGCAGUAACUGCAGCAAAAACAGCACCAGGGAAGCAGCAACAGCUGUAACAGCUGCAGCACCAGCAGCAAGGGAAGCAGCACUGGAUGCAGCAGAAGUUGCAACAGCAACACCAGGAGUUGCAACAGCAGCAGCAACUGCAGCGAACGCUGCAGCAAGAACUGCAGCAAAAGCUGCAGCAAAAACUGUAGCAAAAGCUGCAGCAAGGACUACAGCAAAAACUGCAGCAGAAGCUGCAGCAAGGACUGCAGCAAAAGAUGCAGCAAGGACUGCAGCGAAAACUGCAGCGAAAGCUGCAGCAAGGACUGCAGCAAAAAACCGCAGCAAAAGCUGCAGCAAGGACUGCGGCAAAAACUGCAGCAAAAGCUGCAGCAAGGACUGCAGCAAAAGCUGCAGCGAAAGCUACGGCAAAAGCUGCAGCAAAAGCUGCAGCGGCAAGACCAGCAACCGGAGAGAGAGUGGUGAAUUUGCUGCUGCAGAGGCAGCAACUGCAGCAAACGUAGCAGUGGCAGCAGGAGCAGCAACUCAGCAGCAGCAGCAGCAGCAGCAUCGGAAACAGCUGCAGCAGCUGCAGCAGCAGCAGCAGUAUCGGAAGCCGCUGCAGCAGCUGCGGCAGCAGCAGCAGCAGCAUCGGAAACUGCUGCAGCAGCUGCGGUAG